AUGUGCCCUGCAGGACCCCUGUCCUCCGCCACACCCUCCUACCUGAAUGGAGAGUUCCCAGGUGACUACGGCUGGGACACGGCUGGUCUUUCGGCCGACCCGGAGACAUUCGCGCGUUACCGUGAGAUUGAGGUGAUCCACGCUCGCUGGGCCAUGCUGGGCGCCCUCGGCUGCCUCACCCCCGAGCUCCUCUCCCAGAACGGUUUCACGUUCCAGGAGCCGGUCUGGUGGAAGGCAGGCGCGCAGAUUUUGAGCAGCGAGGGUCUGGACUACCUUGGCAAGCCCAACCUGGUCCACGCCCAAUCCAUCGUCGCCACACUCGCAGUCCAGGUGAUCCUGAUGGGCAGCGCUGAGGCGUACCGUGCGGCUGGCAGCGCUCCCGGCGUCGACGGCCUUGACAAGCUGUACCCGGGCGGCCCCUUCGACCCCCUCGAGUUCGCCUCAGACCCCGACACCCUGGCAGAACUGAAGGUGAAGGAGAUCAAGAACGGGCGCCUCGCAAUGUUCUCCAUGUUCGGCUUCUUCGUGCAGGCCAUCGUCACUGGCAAGGGUCCUCUGGAGAACCUCAAUGACCACCUGGCCAGCCCCUAUGCCAACAACGGCUUCGCCGCCGCCACCAAGUUUGUGCCAUGA
This is a messenger RNA of Coccomyxa subellipsoidea C-169, 633 nucleotides long. RefSeq names its product putative chlorophyll a/b-binding protein, chloroplast precursor. The record is from RefSeq and is a predicted model, not a curated record. The transcript has 6 exons. Gene Ontology annotation, biological process: photosynthesis, light harvesting in photosystem I; response to light stimulus. NCBI's taxonomy places the organism in Eukaryota, Viridiplantae, Chlorophyta, Trebouxiophyceae, Coccomyxaceae. The coding region runs from base 1 to 633 and encodes 210 amino acids. Gene Ontology annotation, cellular component: chloroplast thylakoid membrane; chloroplast envelope; plastoglobule.